GUGAUCAAUAAUGUAGUAGAUGUACGAACCAAAACAAAAUCUCAAUAGGUAGUAAAAGAUCUCUGGUGGCGCAUGCUGAUGAUCCGCCAUCGCUGUCAGCUCCACUUUCCAGUCGUCGUACAGAGCGGGGCUAUGAAGUAGAUGAAGAAUUAGAUGAAGAAUGGUCGACACGAUAGCUGCUCCGUAGGUAGGUGGGCUGGAGUACAUAGGUCGAAUCACGAGUUUCAGCUGGCUUUCCACACGAGCUGCGACUGAGGAGUCCCUGACCACAAUGCUCAGGGCUCCGACUCGUUCUCCAUACAAACCAUGUUCCAUGUUCUUGGCGUAGCUCUGGGCGAUGAAGGGUUCCCCAGCGACAAACCUGCGAACCGUGAACGUGUCGGUGUGCAAGCUUCCGCUGGAGAAACCCUGAUAGGCGCUGUCGAAAAAGGGCAGCUGAUGCUUGUCAUUUCGGCUCACCUGUCGCAGGCCCUCCCACUCCUCCUGAGUGAGAUCUACGCCAGUGGGAUUGCACCUACAGCACCGAUCCAGUGGGUGCUGCUCUCAAAUUGUCGAUCAUGCCCUCGUGGUCCAGUCCUCGGGUCUUGGGGUUGUAAUAUCUGUAGGCUCUGGAUUCCAACCCAGCGAGUGGGAAAAUCUUCAAGUGGUUGCCCCAUGUCGAAGAUGUAAUUCGAGACUCUUGUCAAAAACUUCUCCCCAUACAAGCAGAAAUGGACAGUUAGUCGAGUCUUUUUUUUGCUGAGGACAGAAACUAUCAUAAGUGUAGCAUCCUCUACACCUGCUAUGUCCACAUUCUAAUCCUGUGUACCAUUACCUGCAUCAGUUAAGAGGAAAUCUUUCUCAAUUUCAUCCGCUGCUAGAGAAUCUCCUACUUUCCCGGACACUGUACAUUGAAUGUUUCCUCCUUCACAACCUCCUGUUGGAGAGUCUUCAGAACCAGGUUCUGUAUAUUCUCCAGAACCUUCAUAGUUCUCAAUGUUAUUUUCCUGUACAGAACCUUUGUAAUCCUGUACAAAGGUAUUGUUGACACCUUCCAUCUUCAAGGACAAGGCGACACCUUCCAUCUUCAAGGACAAGGCGAGUUUUCUGCGUCUAGUUCUACGUCUUCGCGAUUUGGUUGGGGGUCUGAGGGUAUCCGAGCGUCCUUCUUCUGCUACUACACCUGCACCUGAUUGGUUUCCUCGUUCUAGUUCGCAAUCAGCCAUUAGUAUUUUGAGGCCGGAAAUGUCCUCCACGGAUAUCUUUCUCCUAAAAAAAUUCUGUUGUACACUAGGGGAUUGGUUUCCUUGUUCUAGUUCGCAAUCAGCCAGUAAUAUUUUGAGGCCGGAAAUCUCCUCCACUGAUAUCUUUCUCGCAGAAAAAAUCUGCACUUCCUCUCCAUCAGGAUUAGAAGUGAUAUGUGCAGAGGGUAUCUGAACAUUUGUUGUGUUCCAAACCCUGCGGGCUUGGUGAAAAACCUCCACAUCUCUG
This is a messenger RNA of Marchantia polymorpha subsp. ruderalis, 1470 nucleotides long. The record is from the annotation of a GenBank genome assembly. Lineage: Eukaryota; Viridiplantae; Streptophyta; Marchantiopsida; Marchantiales; Marchantiaceae.